Pogona vitticeps (central bearded dragon) is the source of this 1650-nucleotide messenger RNA. The record is from RefSeq and is a predicted model, not a curated record. NCBI's taxonomy places the organism in Eukaryota, Metazoa, Chordata, Lepidosauria, Squamata, Agamidae.
AUGGAGAAGACCUCCACGGCCAUCAUGCAUUUGCUUUUGGUGCUCAGUUUGAAACCCCACUCAAGGUUAAUUUGUAAGAUCAACAUCCUCUCAUGUGUUUGUUCAGUGCCUAAGAACUACCAGCACAUCCUGGCCUUGGCAUUUGCUGUCAAAGAGAUCAAUGAGGAUCCUCAGAUCUUACCUAAUAUUUCUGUGGGGUUCCACAUCCUCAACAGCUACUACACUCCCAGGAUGACCUACAAGGCCACCCUGAGCCUGCUUUCCACACAAUCCUGGUUUGUCCCAAACUUCAGAUGCAACAACCGGAAGAAGUUGAUAGCCCUCAUUGGAGAACAUAUUUCAGAAAUCACUUCUAAUAUGGCCACCCUUUCAACAAGCCAUAAAGUUCCACAGUUGAAUCCCUUUCUAAGGAGCAUCUCAUUCAAUAACAGCGCAGGAGAUGCUGUGCACUUUGAUGAAAAGCAAGAAGUAAUUGAAGGAUUUGAUGUUACAAACUGGAUGAUGUUUCCCAAUGGCUCAAUGAGGAGAGUAAAAGUGGGAAGAGUGGAUCCCAAAGCUCCCCCAAGCCAAGAGUUAACCAUUAAUGAUAAUCAAAUUGUGUGGCCUAAAGUCUUUCACCAGGUGCUUCCCGUUUCAGUGUGUAAUGAACAAUGCUAUCCAGGUUCCAGGAAGAAAAAUAAGGAAGGAGACAAAUUUUGCUGCUAUAAUUGUGCUCCUUGUCCAGAUGGGAUGAUCUCUGAACAGAAGGACAUGGAUGCCUGCGUCCAGUGUCCAGAAGACCAGUACCCCAACAAGGAACAAACACAAUGCAUUCCCAAGAUUAUAAGCUACCUUUCUUACCAAGAACUUUUAGGAGCCAUCUUAUCCGUAGCAGCCAUAUUUUUCUGUUUGAUCACAACUUUAGUGCUUGGAAUACUUAUAAAGCAUAAAGACACUCCCAUAGUCAAAGCCAACAACCGGAGCGUCACCUACAUCCUCCUCAUCUCACUUCUUCUCUGCUUCCUUUGCUCCUUGCUCUUCAUUGGAAAGCCUGGAAAGCUGACUUGCCUUAUCCGACAAAUGUUUUUUGGCCUUGUCUUCUCUGUGGUUCUUUCCAGCAUUUUGGCAAAAACCAUAAUGGUGGUUCUGGCAUUCAUGGCUACCGAGCCAGGAUCAGGCCUGAGAAAAUGGGUAGGUAAAGGACUGGCGAAUGCUAUUCUGCUUUCUGGCUCUUUGAUUCAAGCCGGGAUUUGUAUCAUUUGGCUAAGUACUUUUCCUCCAUUCCCAGACAUGGAUAUGCAUUCAAUGUAUGGGCAAAUCAUCCUAGAAUGUAAUGAGGGUUCCCCUUUUAUGUUUCAUUGUGUCUUGGGAUAUUUGGGCUUCUUGGCUAUUGUCAGCUUUCUUGUGGCUUUCUUAGCUAGAAAGCUGCCAGACAGUUUCAAUGAAGCCAAAUUCAUCACUUUCAGCUUGGUAGCAUUUUGCAGUGUUUGGGUGUCCUUUGUUCCAACCUACCUGAGCACCAAAGGCAAAUAUAUGGUGGCUGUGGAGAUCUUCUCCAUCUUGUCCUCCAGUGUAGGUUUACUGGUUUGCAUUUUUUCUCCUAAAUGUUACAUUAUUGUAUUAAGACCUGAGCUUAACAGCAAGGAGCAGCUCAUGGGAAGGAAAUCAUGA